AUGGCGGUGAACAGGAGUAAAGACCGCGGCCAUUCGGGGUUCUUUUCCCGUAUCGUAGCUCCACCGAGGGCUACAGCGGACAAAAAGAGUCUGGAGAAAGCUUGGAAACUAAUGGAUAAAGUGGUAAAGUCGUGUCAACACCCUAGGAUGCAUUUAAAGAACAGCCCGCCGUAUAUUCUCGAUAUCUUGCCUGACACUUACCAACACCUCAAAUUGAUCUGGUCAAAAUAUGAGGAUCGACCGCAGUUUUUAAAUGACUGCGAAUAUUUUCGCAUUUUCCUGGAUAAUCUUAUCCGUAAAACAAAGCAGGCUACUAAACUGUUCAAAGACGGGAAAGAGAAAAUGUUCGAGGAGUCUUCCCAAUAUCGACGUAGUUUGACGAAGUUGUCUCUGAUUUUCAGUCACAUGCUUUCUGAACUCAAGGCGAUAUUUCCAAAUGGACUUUACAAUGGGGACAACUUUAGAAUCACAAAAAACGACGCUUCUGAUUUCUGGAAGAGAUCGUUCGGUAUUAG
Molecule: messenger RNA, 515 nt
Organism: Saccoglossus kowalevskii
Lineage: Eukaryota; Metazoa; Hemichordata; Enteropneusta; Harrimaniidae
Product: E3 ubiquitin-protein ligase CBL-B-like
Biological process (GO): cell surface receptor signaling pathway; negative regulation of epidermal growth factor-activated receptor activity
Cellular component (GO): membrane raft; plasma membrane
Molecular function (GO): ubiquitin protein ligase activity; receptor tyrosine kinase binding; phosphotyrosine residue binding
Source: RefSeq, a predicted model, not a curated record